AUGUUACUCUCCAAAGAUGAGACUCUGCACUAUACCUACGAUUCCGAACGGGUUCAGAUCGAAGCCUGGGGUCCGAAUGCCCUUCGGAUUCGUGCCACCAAGUUUCAUACCCUGCCGUCGGAAGACUGGGCUUUGACAAUUCCGCCGCCCAAGACCGAUGUAUCUAUUUCUAUGAAUGAUGGGCAUGCGUCAAUCAGCAACGGCAAUAUCUGUGCCAUGAUAUCUUCGCGGGGCAAGAUUACUGUCAAAAAUUCCAAGGGCGAGUUACUGCUUGAAGAGUACCAGCGCAACCGUUCGGAUGUCGAGGAUCCAAAAUGCAGCGCCUUGAUGAUCGAAGCAAGGGAGUUCAAGCCCUUGUUGGGUGGUGACUACCAUUUGACCUACCGUCUGGAAUCCAUUGAUCGGAAUGAGAAGAUCUACGGUAUGGGCCAGUAUCAGCAACCAUUUCUUGACCUCAAAGGACUGGACCUCGAAAUGGCCCAGCGCAAUUCUCAGGCAAGCGUGCCUUUCAUGCUCUCUAAUCUAGGAUACGGCAUGCUAUGGAACAACCCAGCCGUCGGCAGAGCUGUGCUGGGAAAGAACACGAUGAGCUUCGAGGCUUAUUCCACGAGGGUGCUUGAUUAUUGGGUUGUGGCUUGUGACACCCCGACCCAGAUCAUCGAAGCUUAUGCGGACAUCACGGGCAAGGUACCGAUGAUGCCUGAAUACGGACUGGGCUUUUGGCAGUGCAAAUUGAGAUAUCAAACUCAGGAAGAGCUUCUGGAUGUUGCACGAGAGUAUCGAAGACGAAACCUGCCGCUUGAUGUUAUCGUGGUGGAUUUCUUUCAUUGGCCGAAGCAAGGAGAAUGGAAGUUCGACCCCACAUACUGGAAAGACCCCGGUGAGUCUGCCAUGCGAAGACUGUUAUCGACGUGGAAGGAGUCGGCGACAGAGUCAGCGCCUGAGUUCCACUUUCCCCCUCCUUCUUCCGCCAUCAAACUCCAACUCGACUCUUUCUCGCCGCACUCUACCCCUGAAAAGGGCCCUGCUAUCAAGGAGCUCAAGUCGAUGAAGAUUGAACUCCUUGUCUCCAUCUGGCCGACAGUCGACAAGCGAUCUGAAAACUACGACUACAUGCUGGAAAACGGCCUUCUGAUCCGGCAAGACCGAGGACUGCGGAUCUCGAUGGACUUUCAAGGAGAGACCGUCCACGCUGAUUUCACGAAUCCGGCCACAAGAGAAUUUGUCUGGAAUACGGUCAAGAAGAAUUACUACGACAAGGGUGUGAAGCUUUUCUGGCUUGACGAGGCGGAGCCAGAGUACAGUGCCUAUGACUUUGAUAUUUAUCGGUACCAUAGCGGGAGUUUGUUGAGCACCGGGAAUGCAUAUCCAGUUGAAUACGCCAAGGCCUUCUAUGAGGGAAUGGUGAAGGAUGGCAAGCAGAAGGACGUCUGCAAUCUUAUCCGCUGUGCUUGGGCCGGAAGUCAGAGGUUUGGGACGCUGCUGUGGAGCGGUGACAUUGCAAGCAGCUGGGAGAGUUUUCGAGACCAAUUUGCGGCUGGUUUGAAUGUGGGGAUUGCGGGCAUCCCAUGGUGGACUACGGACAUUGGUGGCUUUCAUGGAGGAGAUCCCAAGUACCCCGAAUUCCGUGAGCUCUGCACUCGAUGGUUCCAAUACGGCUGUUUCUGCCCUGUCUUCCGCCUCCAUGGCGAUCGUGAGCCCAAGCAGCCCCAACACGGCACCACCGGUGGCGCGACCUGCCUCUCUGGGGCGCCGAACGAAAUCUGGUGCUACGGCGAAGAGUGUUACCAGAUCAUGAAAAAGUACCUUUUCCUGCGCGAGAGACUCCGUCCGUACAUCCGCGACCUCAUGGCCCAAGCACACAACAAGGGCACGCCGGUGAUCAGGACCUUGUUCCUGGAGUUUCCCGACGACAAGAGGUGUUGGCAGGUCGAGGACCAGUACAUGUUCGGACACAAGUAUCUCGUCGCGCCGGUCAUGUGCCCGGGCAUGACCACGAGGAAGGUGUACCUGCCGAGGGGUGCCACGUGGCAAAGGUUCGAUGAUGGGGAGGUCCAAGAUGGGCAGACUUUUAUUGAUCCCAUCAUGGAUCCUGUCACAGCAGUUUCCAUCGCUGGGAAUGCGAUUCAAUUCGUGGAUUUCACUGCCAAACUCAUCUCGAAAGGGGUAGAACUGUACAAGAACAACACACUAUCAGAGCAUGUCGAGUUGAGCAAGGCAGCCGUUCAGUUGCGGAGUUUCCAAUUGCCUCACAAAUUGGACGACCUACGGUCUCUUCAGACGACAUCGCUGACCAAAGACCAGUCUUUGCUUUUAUCCCAGCUCGAAGAAGCUUACAGUUAUUGCACGGACUGUGCUGAGCAGAUCAUUGAAGCCGUGGGCAAACUCACCGUGUCGGGAGACCAUAGGAAGUGGAAGAGUUUUCGCCAUGCCUUGUCCAGUGUGAUGGGUGUUUCAAAACUGGACGACGCAAGCCGGCGCUUGUCCAAUGCACGUCAACAGUUGAUGCUGUUCUUGCUACUCUACAACGACGACAGGCGCGAACGAGGUGCUCGUGAACUGCAAGAAAUGCAAGCGGGUUCAUCAGCAAGCAUCUUGACAGAAUUACAAGGGCUGAAAGACGAAGUCCACUCCUAUCUUUCCAGUCUUCGUCAACAACUCGUUGCGCAAGAUCAGUCAUUACGGGGGGCCAUUAUGACCUCAUGGAUACACCAACACGAGCCUACUAUGGCCCUGGCGGAAGAAAAGGUUGCUGAGGUUUUGCAGGAGCAAACUCGUCUACGAUUCUGCUCGCACCUUCGCUUCCACCAGAUCGAUGAUCGGUACGGCAGCAUAGCACAGGCGCAUAAAAAGACCUUCGAAUGGGUCCUUCAACCGGACGGUCAACGAGAUGCAUCCUGGUACAAUUUCGCACAGUGGUUGGAAGAGCCUCAGCCGUUGCACAAUAUAUACUGGCAAAGUGGAAAGCCAGGGUCAGGCAAGUCUGUAUUAAUGAAAUAUCUCUCGACAUCACCGACGACGUUCCAGCUGCUGUCAAAAUGGCAAUCACAAAAGCACCUGCUGGUGGCCAAAUGUUUCUUCUGGAAUCCAGGGACAGAGUUACAAAAAUCUCUCCAAGGAAUGCUGAGGACACUCUUAUUCCAAAUAUUGAUCGAUAAAAGAGUCGAUUGUACAGUCAUUGAGGAUAUUGCUCCGUGGCGGUGGCACGAAUCUCAGAGCUCAAACUUCGUCCCGGAAGCGUGGUCUGUGCCUGAGCUAUCAGCCAUGUUCGAAUCGACCGUACGACGAAUAGCUGAAUUUGCAAACGUCGUGUUCUUUGUCGAUGGGCUCGAUGAGUUUGGCCGCGAUAAUGUCGAGCGGCAGGAACUUGUCAGGCUUUUCCUGUCGUUGCGAGGCCUGGAAACUGUCAAAAUCUGCGUUUCAGGUCGACCUUGGAAUGUCUUCAUCGAUGCCUUCGAAGGGUUUCCUUCUCUACGACUGGAAGAUCUGACCAGAGGAGACAUCCUGGACUUUGUGGAGGCUGAAUGUCAGGAGAGUAAGGCCUUUCGGGAUCUGGAGGCCGUGGACCCAGAGCAAGUCUUGCAUAUCCGAGAAGAGAUCGUCACAAAGUCCUCUGGGGUCUUCCUCUGGGUUUACCUGGUCACUAAGAGGCUCUUGGCCGAGAUGCAGGAUGGCCUGAGGUCGCCGAAAAAGCUCCUCGAGGAAAUUCCCGAAGGCCUCGACGAGUACUUUCAAUUCAUGCUUUCCGCCAUCAGCACACGGGAUCAGGCAAGAGUAUCGAGAAUCCUUCAACUCAUGAAAGCCAUCCGACCUUCCACUCUGCCAUCGCUUAUGAUACUCUCCUUUACGGACGAGGAGAGUGCCGACUUCGCUCUCCAGGAAGGAUCCGCUCACGAGAGUCUGGAUGCUAUCAGGGCCAGGGUACUAUCGAUGAGGCGGCUCUUCCAAAGUCAGUGCAUGGACUUACUGGAGUACAAAGAGAUUCCACAAGAUGGUUACCCGUGGCAGAAUUCGGCGGUGGACUAUCUGCACCGAACGGUGGAAGAAUUUCUCUCCUCGCCUGCGACUCAGAACUUACUCAACAACUACACCAAUGGCGCAUUCGACACGUCGUGGUACCUCGUAAAUGCCCACCUUAAGCACAUGGAGUUCAUUGACGCGUUUAUCACAAGCCAUCGGCCACCACCUCAGCAAGAAGCACACAAAAUAAUCUACCACUUCAACAAUUGCGGGCUGGAGAUGAACCGUGUCAAGGGCCGACCUAUCUCGUCCGUUGUAAGAUGUUUCGACAAAGCGGCCGUGAUGGUCUGCGCAUUGCUCGAAAUUUAUCCGUCCCCUUACAAUUCUGGUGCGUUUGGGUGGCCUGUCUAUAGCGAUUUGUCUGGGUUACCACUGGAGAAUUUUGACCCUGUCCAGUUACCCGUGGAAGAUCCUCAUCUAUUUCUGGCAGUGAAAUACCGUGUCAGUGCGUAUAUUGAGGCAAAGCUCAGCAUCAAUGAGAAUCUGCUCAGUCCAAAAUUCUACGUUUCAGCCAUGUUGUGUUACAACCAGGAAGUGACCAAUGAGCUAGACGCCUCAGUGGUACUGUUGCUUCUGAAGCGUUGCAGAUGCUUCGCAGAUGCUUCGGAGGCUCUGAACCUAUCUAGCAGAUAUUGGAAAAAUAUGCACAGGAUCCGCUGUCCCAGGAGCGGAUACUACAUGGAUCAUGCUGGGGCUGCAAAUGCAAUGCUUGAGUUGACAAAAGGGCUGGAACUGACUUCAUAUCAAGCGUCAGGCCUGGCUCGCACGAUGCUCAACGUAUUUGGAUAUGACACCUUACCCUUGGCAGGGCGGAAAGAUGUUCAGAAACACUUGCACAAAGUUCAAAAGACCUGGCGAGUUACCACGCCCAAAUGGCCAGAAGCUUUGGGAUUUCACAAGCUUGGUCAGCGGAUGAGAAGGCUGAUCUCACCAUAA
Fonsecaea monophora is the source of this 4956-nucleotide messenger RNA. RefSeq names its product tho complex component. Gene Ontology annotation, molecular function: carbohydrate binding; hydrolase activity, hydrolyzing O-glycosyl compounds. The coding region runs from base 1 to 4956 and encodes 1651 amino acids. The transcript is spliced from 7 exons. The record is from RefSeq and is a predicted model, not a curated record. Gene Ontology annotation, biological process: carbohydrate metabolic process. Lineage: Eukaryota; Fungi; Ascomycota; Eurotiomycetes; Chaetothyriales; Herpotrichiellaceae.